Molecule: messenger RNA, 1192 nt
Organism: Hydractinia symbiolongicarpus
Lineage: Eukaryota; Metazoa; Cnidaria; Hydrozoa; Anthoathecata; Hydractiniidae
Product: potassium channel subfamily K member 13-like
Exons: 3
Coding region: 540-1160 (206 amino acids)
Biological process (GO): potassium ion transmembrane transport; stabilization of membrane potential
Cellular component (GO): membrane
Molecular function (GO): potassium ion leak channel activity
Source: RefSeq, a predicted model, not a curated record
GAUUGUUAACUUUCUCCACUUUAAACUUGUUAUAUGAACAAAGUUAUAAUUAGCCAUUAAUUAUGCUAAAUAUGUGGGUGGACACAGCGUCAAAUUGCAAUUAAAGGGUUGAAUAUCUUGGGUACAAUUGAGUGGUUUGUUUCAAAAUACCAUAGAUAAAGCCCCAUUUUAUUUUUGUUUGCUUGUUUGUUUGUUUAUUUUUGUUCAGUUUCUUUACCAUUUCAUUAGCCCAUCCACCUGCUCUUAAAUUAUGUAGUACGCUUGCUAGUUGCUGCAUACAUAAAUGUGUAAUAAUAUCCAUCUUUUUAUGUAAGUAUGUAUUUAUUUUAAAGUUUAUAGUAUAAUUAUAUAAUUUUAAUUUUUAUAGUUAUAAGACCCAAUAUAUUCAUUUAUUUAUACUCUUGAGGGAGUUUUCAAGAAUUUCCGUUUUUUAUUUUAUUUUUUUGUUUAAACUACUAACAUAAGAAAAAUUUGUAUUGAAUACCUUUUGUUAUUCAAAAGAUCUGUACUUGUUCAAGCCAUGUAAAAUUGUAUUCACAAUGAAAGAAGAAACAUUUCUUACUCUUUUUCUUUCUGCUGUUCUGCUGUUAUAUAUGCUAUUAGGCGGGUUUCUUUUCCAAUUUCUGGAGUCGGAGAAUGAAGCAAAGUCUAUUGAAAGAUACGUAGAAUUAUUUACGCGUUUACAAACGAAGAAUAACAUCUCCAUGGACUUGAUGUAUCAAAUCGUUCAAACACAUGAACAAGCUUGUGAAAUUGGUCAAGAAAGUCAAGAGAAUAGAAAAUGGGAUUUCGUUGGUUCGUUUUAUUUUUCGGGAACGGUUAUCACAACAAUUGGUUUUGGUCACGCUUCGCCGUCGACCUUCUUCGGACAACUAGCUUUAAUUGUAUUUGCCCUCACAAGUAUACCACUCUAUGUACUUUUUAUGAAUGUGCUACUCGAAAGAAUAAUUACACUUUUAAAGAAUUUCCUAAACAAACUUUAUAUGAUACUACCAACCAACGAUUUUAUUAAACGUCACGACGUUCACACAUUACCGAUUAGUCGGAUUUUAACCAUGGAUUUUAUUUCGUUAUCGUGGCCUUCACGACAAUCGGUCUCGGCGAUUUUGUACCAUCAAAAUUCAAAUCAGAAUAUAAUUUCCAUCCAGUAUAUCAAAUAAUAAAUUGGUGCUUUAUCAUGUUUGGCGUUGUA